Molecule: messenger RNA, 2157 nt
Organism: Didymella exigua CBS 183.55
Lineage: Eukaryota; Fungi; Ascomycota; Dothideomycetes; Pleosporales; Didymellaceae
Exons: 1
Coding region: 1-2157 (718 amino acids)
Source: RefSeq, a predicted model, not a curated record
AUGUCGACCAACUCAGCAGAUGUACCGAAACGGAGACCUGUGCCCAAACAGCCUGCCGUCAAACGGAAGACUGGCGUUUCCAGGACCCUGCACCUCGCUUUCCUGGCCGUCACGGCAUUCGCUACCCUGAGCUUCAGAUGGCCCUACCGUUGGAUACUUUCUGGUGCGCCAGAACUCAUCUACGCCCUUCUCUUGGGUGAGGCCAAGGGCAACCGCGUAUUGCCAUUCGUUCCUCUCUGGACCAUCUUCGCCACAGUCAACUUCGUGUACGCAGUAUGCUCGACAUCGUGGCUUCUCUUCUGGGUCUUCUGGGCCGCUUGUUGGCCUACUUUCAUCAUCGUCUGUCUGUUCAUGUUCGACGCUCCUGCUGGACUUGCGAGACGUCUGUCACGGAAGACGUUUCUCCGAGACCUUCACUUCAUCGAUGACCAGGUUGCAUUCUUCGACCUCCCGGCUUUGGAGAUCGACACCGAAGUUAAGGGCUUGUUCGUCAUCCGUGGCGUUACACUAUCACUCUCUACUUUGACGCUGGUCGCGCAUGGCAUUGAGGCUGGCAUCAAGCUCUCGGAUGAGAUUGAGCUUGGCAUUCAGGUCGACAAGGUCACUGUGCCACUCUUCAGGCAGAUCCUUGUCGACGAUGUGUACGCCAACAUCAAGGGAGGUGAAUGGGAGGUCACUUUUGGAGAUGUUCCAUACGGCAAACCUGAUCCUGCGGACGAGGACAGCGACGAUAGCUUCAUUGCCGCCGACACGGCCAUCUUGAAAGCUGCUGCCGCAGCUCGGCCUGCGGAGAUGCUUAGGAGCAUGACAGCAGAUGCUCCACCUACCGAUUCAGAGGAUACCAAAUCCGCCUUUUCCUCGGUCAAGCAGCUGUCCCCAGACGAAGAGAAGGCGAAGGAGAAGUACCGACAGUACAUCAAGCACAUGCACGACACCAGCUCGAUCCAGAUUGCAAAGAAGCAGCUGAUCGAAAAGUCGCACAAAGACGAGAACAACUUGGAUCCCGAUAAGAUUGACGACCUCCGAGCAGCCAUUUGCGCGCAGAUCCACAGCGGUCCUUCGAUCCCACACCCGCCUUCGAGAUCAAUCAGGGUCUCGACACUACGCAAGACAUCGUAUCCGAACGUCAAGAGAUGGCUACAUCGGUUCCCGUUCCUGUACCGUCUCAUGUUGUUCCCCAUCUGCUACUUUCACACGGUAAAGUUCAAGUCGGUGUCAGCUGCAGGGUCCGGCAAGUGGUUCGUAGCGCUGAUGCGCAAGUACCUCUUCAAGCACUACUCGUCGCAAGACGGCGAGAUCCGCAGACUCGAAGCCCGCAUCUCCGACUUCUUCUCCGAAGCCAACUUCUGCGUGGAGCUCACCAAGGUGACGUCGGGCGCGUCGUUCCCGCUCAACACCAACUACGACAUCAAGUGCAACUUUGAGAUGUCGGACGUGAUGGCAUACCGCUCGCUCCCGGACGCGGUCGAUCUGAAGCGCGUCGUUGAGCUCGGCGGACUAGACGCCAGCCUCAACGUCCCCAUCUUCCUGUUCCCGCACCACGAACACAUCUUCCCCUCGCUCCCCACGGACCUGGAGAUUAUGGACCUUGAGACGCAAAUGUCAGAGGCAGGUAACACGGCCAAGGCGAUGCAGGCGCAGAAGACGGUCAAGCAGCUCAAGAAGGACGAGGCGAACAUGCACGUCAGCGCGCACGCUCACCUGCCUAUGAUUGUCAGCCAGGAGAUGCUGAACUUCAUCGCGGCGAUUGUCAAGGCGACCAAGGUGAUUGAGAGCGACAGAGGGUUCGAGGAGGCCAAGGUGCUGAGAGAGCUCAAGCGCGUCGGCGACAACGGGUCGGACACGGAGUCUGUCUCUUCGAUGAACAGCGUUGCGUCGGACGUCACGGUCAGCGAGGACAAGAGCUUCAAGGCCUUCCUGAGGAAGGUGGACUCUGGGUUCAAGGACGCAAGCCAGAAGACGGCGGCCGGGAUGCGCAAGGCGGGCGUCAGCACGGUGAGCGCAAUGGCCAACGAUCGCUGGAUUGCGAGCGUGGUGGGCAAGAUGACGAGGAAGCUGGAAAAGGCACAGGGAGAGGUGGGAUACUCGGGUGCCGUGCCCAUCUCUCUGGCCGAGUACCGCGUUAGGCACGAGGACGACGCGAAGAUUCUGCCGUAA